Molecule: messenger RNA, 1389 nt
Organism: Linnemannia hyalina
Lineage: Eukaryota; Fungi; Mortierellomycota; Mortierellomycetes; Mortierellales; Mortierellaceae
Source: the annotation of a GenBank genome assembly
AUGUUCUCUCCAGCAAGGAUCGCAUCCGCAACACUCUCGACAGCGGCUCGUUCAGCUCGAUCACUCUCUGGACGCACAACUCUCACCGCUGCAUGCACCCGACAUGCUGCAUGGCAGUCCAAAGCACCAGCCACUGUCGGCACUAGCACUCGCGCCUACUCCAGUGCCCAAGGAAGAAGAGGUAUCCGGAACCUCCCUCUUGCCGCCGUGGCUCUUAUCCUUGGAGGCUUGACAUUGACAGGUGCAGGACUCUGGCAGUUCUACACGUCGGGCGUCAAUGCCUUUCCCGAGGACAUCAGGAACGAUCUUCGCAAGGCGCUCUACUACCAGAACUAUGGCGAUGAUCGCGACAAGGCUGUUGGAUACUACCGUUCGGCACUCAAUGCGGCUAUGCAGCAUCCAGACUUGAAAGUGGACGGACCCGAGGUUACGGGAAUUAUGAUUCAGCUCGGUACAAUGUUUCAGGAUAUGGGACGUACGCAGGAGGCGAUUGAUGUGUUGGUCAUGGCGUUUGAGGUUCUGGUCCACGGACGGACCUUGGGGACUAGCAACGAGAGCACCACUGCGAGAAACGCACAGCAGCAGCAAGAAAGCGGUGUCGGCGGCGGAUUUGACAACGACGGCGAGCAGCAGCAUCUGAGCCAGGAACACGAUCAAUCAUCCUCGUCGUCAGUACAUGCACACGGACCUCAUGUUAUGGAUGGACCUACGCGUCUCAAGACCGUCGGAAUCGCUCAAAAGCUCGGAGAUCUGUACCAUGCCCUCAAAAAGGAUCAGCAAGCAGAGCGGUACUAUCUCUGGUCGGUCGAGCAGCUGAUGAAAAACCACGAUCAGAUCCUGGCACGGUCACCAACUCACAGCUCGGACGAAGAGCGGUUGCAGAAUGCUAGGGAUCGAGAAGCGAUGCGGAAGCAGUUCAGCUUUGAUAACUUACCUUCGUGGAUGACCAAGACUGAUCUUGGAGCGAGUCUUGAAGCCUUGGGAGGUUUCUAUACCAGCAAGGGCGUCUACUCGUACGUGAAUGCUCUUCCACUCUACAUGCGCGCAUUGUCAUUGAUCGACCCCAACUCCUGCCACGCCGCUGUGUUGAUGUGUAAUAUCUCGGAUGCGUUUGCUGGACUCGGAAACAUCGAGGAUGCAACGGGAUGGGCUGAACGUGGAUUGAAGGUCGGAAAUGCGCAGAGCGGACAGGAGUGCGACGAGGGCUGUGGUGUUAUCCUUUACAACCUUGGCAUGCUUCACGAGAUGAAGGGUGAUGUGAUGAAGGCUAAGGAUUACUACAAGCAGUCGAAGCAGCAUGGGUUGAAGACAGGGUUCGACCAGUGCAUUGUUGAGUCGAACAAGGCUCUGAAGCGGAUGAGGGAGGCCAACGAGGGUUCUCAAGCGUAG